AUGGAAGUGCUGCUUUGUGGUGUAAUUGUUAUGCAGCCAGAAGAUCCACUUACUUUUCUAGAAGAAAAGCUCAGAGAAAUUAUGGAAAAGGGAUUAGAUACUCUCUCAUGGUAUAUGUGUAUUGAUCUGUCCUUACACCCAGAAUUAAAGAGGAUUUCAGAAACUUACCUGAAAGCUGUUUUUGGACUAGAUGGUGAACAACUGAUAACUAAAGAAUUAUGUGCCAAAGCAUGGGAUUUUUACAGCAGAAACUUAAUGAAGCUGUAUUUUGGAGGAUGGAUGAAAUAUAAUCUACAGACAAAGAACAAAAGAAAAAAGGCAAAGGAGAAGAUGGCUCUAGUAGUAGCUCAUUAUAACGUCCAAAUAUUAAGAGUUACUGUACAGAAGUGGAACAUGUGGGUGCAGAUUCGCAAGGAAAAAAUGAUACUGGCAGUGAAGAGACUACAAAAGAUCUUUAACAAAAUAUAUUUAAAUGCUGUCAUGAAAGCUUGGCAUGCAGAGGCCUACAAUUCUUUGAAAACGAAAGCAUAUUUUGAGAGUUUGGCAAAGGAGAGUCAGAAAGACUGUUUUGAAUCAAGUGAUCUUCAUGUCAGACAAAACCCAACUCAUUUACCAGAAAAAGCCUUAUUACAGAUUUUCCAUUACGUAAAUUUAGUUGAUCUGGGACGAUUUGCUCAAGUUAGCCAAACAUGGAUGCUACUAACACAGGACAGCUCAUUAUGGAGUGAUAUCAAUUUUUCAUCAGUAAAGCAUAAAAUUCAGGACAAAAUAGUAGUAAAUAUUUUGCAGAAGUGGCGUCCAUAUGUAUUACGAUUGAAUCUGCGAGGUUGCUCUUCUCUUCACUGGCCUAGCUUUAGAAGUAUCAGUGAAUGUAAGAAUUUGCAAGACUUAAAUCUCUCUGAAUGCCAGGGAUUAAAUGAUGAAUCGAUGAGACUCAUAUCAGAAGGCUGCAGAGCUCUCCUGUAUUUAAAUCUGUCAUAUACAGAUAUUACUAAUGGAACACUACGACUAUUGUCAAGCAGCUUCCCCAAUUUACAGUAUCUGAGUUUAGCUCACUGCAGAAAAUUCACAGACAAAGGUUUACUGUACCUGGGCUCUGGAAAAGGCUGUCACAAGCUCAUCUAUUUGGACCUCUCAGGUUGCAUCCAGAUUUCAGUUGAAGGCUUCAGAAAUAUUGCCAAUGGCUGCAGUAGGAUACAAGAUUUGCUAAUCAACAAAAUGCCAACUCUUACAGACAGAUGUAUUCAAGCUCUGGUUGAAAAAUGCCAACAGAUAGUGUCAGUUGUCUUUCUUGACUCUCCGCAUCUUUCUGAUACAACCUUUAAAGCCCUUGCUGGAUGUAAACUUGCCAAGGUCAGCAUUGAAGGGAAUAACCAGAUUACUGAUUUAAGUUUUGAGUUGAUGAGUAAAUGCUGCCCAUAUAUCAGACACAUUCAUCUGGCAGAUUGCCGGAAGAUUACAGAUGCUGGUCUUAAGAUGAUUUCACCAUUGGAGCAUAUUCUUGUACUGAAUGUAGCAGACUGCAUAAGAAUCAGUGAUGAGGGUGUGAGGCCAUUUGUACAAGGUUCUUCAGGAGCUAAGCUAAGAGAGCUGAAUUUGACUAAUUGUAUUGGUCUCACUGAUGCUUCUGUCACAGAAAUAGCACAAAGAUGUCAUGAAUUGACCUAUCUAAGUCUGCGUUACUGUGAAAAUGUGACUGACACUGGAAUUGAAGCCUUGGGAAAUAUGUCGUCAUUGAUAUCCAUUGAUAUCUCUGGAACCGGCGUCUCAGAUAUGGGCUUGAGAGCCCUUGGACGCCAUGGAAACAUAAAGGAACUUUCUAUAUCAGAAUGCAAGAACAUCAGUGAUACUGGAAUUCAGGAGUUCUGCAAGGGCACAAAAUACCUGGAACGCUGCUGCCUCUCUUGCUGCCCUCAGCUGACGGAUGAAACUGUGAAAGCAUUGGCAUUUCACUGCCACAGAUUAACAUCUGUCAACAUAGCGGGUUGUCCAACU
Messenger RNA from Mesitornis unicolor (brown roatelo), 1995 nucleotides. RefSeq names its product F-box and leucine-rich repeat protein 13 (gene FBXL13). Gene Ontology annotation, biological process: SCF-dependent proteasomal ubiquitin-dependent protein catabolic process. NCBI's taxonomy places the organism in Eukaryota, Metazoa, Chordata, Aves, Mesitornithiformes, Mesitornithidae. The record is from RefSeq and is a predicted model, not a curated record. The transcript is spliced from 19 exons. Gene Ontology annotation, molecular function: protein binding. Gene Ontology annotation, cellular component: SCF ubiquitin ligase complex. The annotation marks the transcript as partial.